AUGGGAGGCUUACCUGUCAAUGGAUAUCGUAUAACCGUUUUUAGAAAUUGCAUGGAUAGGUGUGGUCUCAUGGAUUUUGGCUUUCACGGUCCUCGUUUUACAUGGACUACAAAAAGCCCGAUAUGGCAAAAUAAUAUUAAGGAACGGUUGGAUAAAGGGUUGGGCAAUGCUGACUGGAAACUGCUCUUCCCUGCUACUGAAAUUCACCACCUCCCUAGGGUUAAAUUCGACCACUGUCCCAUUAUGCUUAUCACUGACUCCUUAGCGCCAAAAUCCUCCAAGCCUUUUAGGUUUGAGCAAAUGCGGCUUACUGAUCCCACCUUCUCUUCCUUUAUGAAGGAUAGCUGGAAAACUUCCGAAACACUCCCUUCUGCUUCCUCCCCCUUGUCUAGGUUCCCCUGA
Molecule: messenger RNA, 402 nt
Organism: Quercus robur (English oak)
Lineage: Eukaryota; Viridiplantae; Streptophyta; Magnoliopsida; Fagales; Fagaceae
Exons: 1
Coding region: 1-402 (133 amino acids)
Source: RefSeq, a predicted model, not a curated record